GACUGUGACAGUCGAGAUUGAGAACAAGAAAGAAGUGAGACAGAGAAGCACGAUGGAUGAAUUCAGAUGGAUUCAAAUGUUUUUAUGUCUGAUGCUGAUGAUUCAGAUUGCAGUAUCUGUAAAUGAAACAUCCAUGUUUAUGAAAGUUGGAGAUGACGUCACUCUGCUUUGUCUGAAUGUGAUAGAUGAGCAGAAUAACUGUAAUGGUACUACGUGGGUCUUUACUCCAAGAAACAGAGAAACAACAGUAGAGCUGAUCACACUUGGACAGAUUAGUACAGAAGCCAAGACUAAAUCAGACAGACUGAGUGUUACAGCGAACUGUUCUCUGCUUAUAAAGAAGCUCACAGUUGAGGAUGUUGGUCUUUAUUCCUGUCGACAAUACAAAGUCGAGGAAACACCAUCUAAACACACUCUGGUUCGUCAGUCUUUGGUUCAUCUCUCUGUUAUUACCUUGACUGAACAUAAGAACACUGAUGAGGUGACAUUAAGCUGCUCUGUGGUGACAUAUGCAGAGUGUCAUCACACAGUGAAGUGGCUGCUUAAAGGUCAAGAUGUGGACAAAGAGAACAAACAAUUAGUGACUUCACAGACUGACUGCUCCACCACUCUGUCUGUUCCAAAGUCUCACUUUCUCCACUCAUCAACUGAUAAAAUACUCGACUGUGAGGUGACUGACACUAAAUCAGGAAGAGUACAGGUGUUUAGCCCACAGCCCUCAGGUGAGAAAACAGUUGACCCAAAAACAACAACAAAAAUGAACAGAAAAUCUGAAAGCGACACAACAUCAGGAACAACCACAAUAACAAAAAGUAGUCCUUCCAUAACAGAUCUUUCACUGUACAUCACCGGAGCUGUUGGUUUGGUUAUACUGUUAGUAACAGCUGUGUUUGUCAUCAGAUGGAAGAAAAAUAAAGGAAACAAAACACAGAUGUAUGAAAAUGCUGGACUGAGUUUGAAGCCCACAGAGACUCGGUCUGCUCCUCAAACCAUUCAGGACUUGGUGGAGCCUGAAGUUUCCUAUGCCACCAUCAGCUACACCAAGAAUAGCAACAGUAAAACCCGGGUUCAUCGUGAUGGUGAAGGCGAUGCUGUGACCUACAGCACUGUGAAGGCUCCUUCCUCUGCAUCCACUGCUGAUCCCAGCAACCUCUACUCUACUGUCAAUGUUGCAAUCACAUAGCUCAAGCAGUUGAAAAAAGCACUCGUAUUUAAUGGAAAGGAAAUUUUUGUUUUGACUUGAGGCAGUGUGAUCGCAACAUGUUAAUUAAGUUAUUGCUGUUGUUAGCUAGAUUGCCUCACAAGGUUGUCUUAAUGUUGUUCUCAUGGAUGCUGAGCUUAAUGUUUCCAAGAGAUUUAGUAAAAUGCCGGUUAUUGGAAGAGUGCCGAGCUGAAACCCCCACAGGCAACUCGUGUCCCCCCCAAAGAAACAUCAACACUUAAAUUAAAAAAUAAUCAUUUUUUACAAUAUGUUUAUGAAAUACAGUUGGUUUCGUUGCUACUUUUACAUGUCUAUGAACUGCUCAGAAUCUCUAAGAGACGGCUGGGUGAGCAGAAAACAAUUAUUACACCAAACAGUCAUGUUUAUGUUUCCUUUUUUAGGUUAGCACAAAACUGUGUAAAUAAAUGUCUCUUUCUCUCUUUGUCUCUCAAGACAUUGUAAACAUUUCAUUGUAUAUAACUGAACCAGUAUUUUUCCAUAACUUAAAGCAAGUAUCAAUAUCUACAUGUAUCCAAAAAGCCAUUCAGUUCUGUGUAACUAAAAUAGCAAUAAAAUAAAGAUCUGUCUCUG
Molecule: messenger RNA, 1792 nt
Organism: Oreochromis aureus
Lineage: Eukaryota; Metazoa; Chordata; Actinopteri; Cichliformes; Cichlidae
Exons: 9
Coding region: 53-1183 (376 amino acids)
Biological process (GO): T cell activation; interleukin-15-mediated signaling pathway; positive regulation of ERK1 and ERK2 cascade
Cellular component (GO): membrane raft; external side of plasma membrane
Molecular function (GO): MHC class II protein binding; protein tyrosine kinase binding
Source: RefSeq, a predicted model, not a curated record